This is a messenger RNA of Numida meleagris (helmeted guineafowl), 1197 nucleotides long. It is a transcript of the gene TNXB, whose product is annotated as tenascin XB. Lineage: Eukaryota; Metazoa; Chordata; Aves; Galliformes; Numididae. Gene Ontology annotation, molecular function: protein binding. The record is from RefSeq and is a predicted model, not a curated record.
GGCACCUUUGACUCCUUCACGGUGCAGUACAAGGAUGCACAAGGCCAGCCGCAGGUGGUGCCCGUGGAUGGUGGGUCACGCACGGUGACUGUACCCGGGCUGUUGCCAUCCCGCCGCUACAAGUUCAACCUGUACGGGGUGUGGGGACGGAAACGGCUGGGCCCCAUCUCCACUGAUGCCAUCACAGCUGCAGUCAGGAAAGAAGAGGAACCACCAUCCAAACCACGCCUGGGUGAGCUGACAGCGUCCCAUGUCAGCCCCAACUCUGUCCAGCUGGAAUGGAGCGUCCCCGAGGGCACCUUUGACUCCUUCACGGUGCAGUACAAGGAUGCACAAGGCCAGCCGCAGAGUGGGCUGAUGUGUGGGCAGUGCCCGGACAGGGUCACUUUGCUCACUGCACCUCAAUGCUCCCUGUGUGUGGGAGUACUGUGGAUGGGGUCCCUGGGAUACUGCGGUGGGGUGGAGCCCAUGGGAGUCUUUGCGGUCAGCGGGCGCUGUAGUGGUGCCCCAGGAACGUUAUGGGUGGGGACGGUGUGGCCCCGCAGUGCUCAGCUGCACUGGGCACCUCCCCGCGUCCCCCCCGAUGGUUACAACCUCAUCUAUGGACCCCCCGGUGGCCCUGUGAAGGUGUUCCAGCGCCGCAUGGAUGGGAGCACAGACUUCUGGAGGGGGUGGGAGGAGUACGUCCACGGCUUCGGGAACAUCUCCGGGGAGUUCUGGCUGGGGAACGCGGCGCUGCACACACUGACAGCCACUGGACCCACGGAGCUGCGCGUGGACCUCCGGACGCCGUCGGACAGCGCCUUCGCCCGUUACCGGGAUUUCGCCGUCGGCGGUCCCGAGGACAAUUUCCGCCUCCACCUCGGGGCCUACAGUGGCACAGCUGGGGAUGCACUGUCCUACCACGCUGGGAGCCCUUUCUCCACACGGGACCACGACCCCCGGGGCCGCCCCCGGCCCUGCGCCGUCGCCUACACCGGAGCCUGGUGGUACCGCAACUGCCACUACGCCAACCUCAACGGGCGCUAUGGGGUGCCCUACGACCACCAGGGCAUCAACUGGUAUCCCUGGAAGGGCUUCGAGUACUCCAUCCCCUUCACAGAGAUGAAGCUGCGGCCGCAGCGUGACUGAGAGCACUAGAAAGGUUGUGGGGCGCAGCGGAGCCUUUAUGGGGGUCAAUAAAGCUGCGAGUAACCA